GAUGAUAAGAAAAUUGUUGAUCUGUAUCUACUAUUCUGGACUGGCUUUUCUCACUUCCUGGAAACUAUUAAAAGUACCAACCAGUCAUCAUAUUGGGGAGGCCAACCUGGUGCAGCCUCAUAUGUUCAGGGUCGGACGGGAGAAAAAUUGCACACCUUGUUUAUGUUGCCGGCUUCUAGGGAAAGAAGAGAGGAAAAUUUAUCCCAAUAUGCUUGUUUGGUUGCCUUCUUCGACUAUUGCACCCUACAACAUUCAUCGCUUGCUUGUGCUACUCCAUCGCAUUACGAGUAAAUUGGGGAUUCACCCAUAUUCAGUCCAUUGCUAAAACUUGAAUUCUUUCAUUUUUCAAAUUUGACCUCAAAGGGGAACAUUAGAAAUCUCUCUAUCGACUCUUUACCGGUUCUAUCAUAAUUAAUAACCUUCGGUCGCACUAUCGACAUUGUCUUCUCUUGGUUGAUUCUCGACCGAUGUAAAUAAGGGACAACUGUUGAAAACUAUCACUAUUUUUUCCCUUCUCUUCAUUUCAUUGUAUAAGAUAAACAACCCUCAGUUACACCAAUUUUAUUUUCCAUUUAAAAGAAUAAACACGGGUGGUUCCUCAAAACCCACAGGUUGUGCAUCCAAACCUAACCCUGAAACAAAGCCACCAGGUUCUCUCAUCAACUGGCACCUGGGGGUAGUGCCACCGGCAGGUGCCAGUAAGAACUACAUGACUGGGUACUUGGCAUCUGGUGAUUGGCCGGUGAGCGAGAGCUAUAGGCCUAUAUAACUAACCUACGCCCCUCUUAAUUACUCACAACUUGGUAGGCCACAAAGAUACUCCGAAUAUUCCUCGUCUUCUUCCUCUGAACUCUUUUGAUCUCUCAGGUGGCAUUUCGUUCCUUCCUUUUUCUGAAGAAUCAGAGCUUGAUUUUGAUCUUUGUAAUUUUUUCCCCAAAGAUUUGGUUUCGAUUCAUAGAGCAAACAUGGCUACAGCUAUAGAUGUGUACAAUAGCGUGCAGUUCUUCUCAUCAGAUCCUGUAAACGAAGCUCUCGAAGCUCUGAAUCAUGGAGGUUCUGCUCCGUCCUUCUCGGAUUCGUCUUCCCGCGUGCCCUUCUCUUUCUCCUCGUCCUCUGUUCUGCAUCAAAAUCCCAUCUUUGAUUGCUUUCCUGCUUCGUCUCUGAGAUCUGGCACGGUUCCGGUUAGCUUUUUGAGCCCUAGAAGCUCUCCGGCCCAUGGCAAAGCGAGUGCCGCCGCGCGCCUCCUCGGCCCCCGGCCGCAGCCCAUGAAGCGAGCAGCCGAGCCGCCAAAGCCCGCGGCGGCCAAGCUCUACCGCGGUGUCCGGCAGCGACACUGGGGGAAGUGGGUGGCGGAGAUCCGCCUCCCCCGGAACCGCACCCGCCUCUGGCUCGGCACCUUCGACACCGCGGAGGAGGCCGCCACGGCCUACGACCGCGCCGCCUUCAAGCUCCGUGGGGACGCCGCUCGGCUCAACUUCCCGGAGUUCAAGCGAAACGGAGCGCACUUCGGCUCGCCGCUCCACUCCUCGGUCGACGCCAAGCUCCGAGCCGUCUGCGAGAGCUUGGCCGGCGUAGAACAACAGGGCAAAACUAGCCCAAGCCACCCCGCGGCAGCAGCUGCCGCAGCCGUCGAACUCAGCUCGUCCUCGGAGGAAAACAAAUCCAAGAGCUCGCCGUCGCCGGACGGAGACGACAGCUCCUCGAGCACGUCGGCCGCCGCCUCGGAGAUGCAGCUCUUGGACUUCACGGAGGCGCCAUGGGACGAAUCAGAGAGCUUCAAGCUGCGAAAGUAUCCAUCUUGGGAGAUCGACUGGGAUUCCAUCCUCUCUUCCAAUUAGUCCUCUUCCUUCUUCCAUUUCUGGUCCGCAAGUACUUCUUGUGGCUUAAUGCAAAUGGAAUUUUAGUCAUUUGCAUGGCCUUUGUUUGAUCUUCUUCGCUGCACACUAAGCUUUCAUGGCCUGAUCAGGAUCACAAAUGCAAAAAAAAUUCUCCUGAAACAGCUUUGGGCCAGACAUUGUGAUCUCUGCAAUAAGAUUGCUGCAUUUAAUGUAGAGGUUGUGAA
Messenger RNA from Zingiber officinale, 2062 nucleotides. RefSeq names its product ethylene-responsive transcription factor RAP2-13-like. The transcript has 2 exons. Gene Ontology annotation, biological process: regulation of DNA-templated transcription. Gene Ontology annotation, molecular function: DNA binding; DNA-binding transcription factor activity. NCBI's taxonomy places the organism in Eukaryota, Viridiplantae, Streptophyta, Magnoliopsida, Zingiberales, Zingiberaceae. Bases 966 to 1838 code for a protein of 290 amino acids. The record is from RefSeq and is a predicted model, not a curated record.